Molecule: messenger RNA, 817 nt
Organism: Arachis stenosperma
Lineage: Eukaryota; Viridiplantae; Streptophyta; Magnoliopsida; Fabales; Fabaceae
Exons: 4
Coding region: 77-625 (182 amino acids)
Source: RefSeq, a predicted model, not a curated record
UAUAGAUGUAGUUUUCCUUAUCUCUGUCUCACGCCAAGGUUGCAGCAGCAGAGGCUGAGCGAGAGAGAAACCAGUGAUGAAUUGUUUGUCACUUCAAUCGUUCAUUUGGAUUCCAUCAACAUCUAAGUAUGAAAAACACAGCAACCAUCAAAAGAAGUUCCAAAUUGCGGUGUCUAAAAGAGAUACUGACGCUGAAUUUUCUUUGUCCUUUUCUUGUCUUCCUUCAUUCAAUGCUAUUCACAAAACAGUUCCUUUGGCUGCUUCAAUCGCAAUUCUUCUCUGGUCACCCCCUGCACACGCUGGGUUCAUGUCAGGAAUGACCGGAAUAGAAUCUGUUCCUGGUCCGCAGCUUCCUCAGAUUGAUUUUCUCACUCGCCUAAAUGAGGAAAACCAGAAGAAAUAUGCUGAAAAUGAUGCAAGAUUUAAAUCAUCUCCUUUGUUGAAGAAAUUGCUUGAGCAAUCCAAGUUGAACAAAGAGAAGAAUCGUCGAGAAAUAGAAAACAAGUACUGCAUACGCGGCGCGGAAUGGGGAGUUGGUGAUUGCUCAGCAGAGGGAUUGACUCCAGAGGAAAGGGAGAACUUCAUAGCAAUGUUGAAGCAGAAUGCUGCAGAAUUAGAAAAGUAAGAUGAUGCUGCUAUAGCAUUAGGGAAAGAACAUUGUAAACUGUUGUUUAUAUAUUGUGAUUGAAACGGAGGUUUGCUUUGUAGUAUGUAGGGUAAUGCUUGGUGAGGCAAGUUAGUUCUCCAUUAGAAUCUUUUUAAACUUUGUUUUUUGAAACUCAUUCAUUAUUAUUACACAUUAUUACAUUUACAAAUA